This is a messenger RNA of Myripristis murdjan (pinecone soldierfish), 1543 nucleotides long. RefSeq names its product galactose-specific lectin nattectin-like. The record is from RefSeq and is a predicted model, not a curated record. The transcript has 11 exons. Bases 51 to 935 code for a protein of 294 amino acids. NCBI's taxonomy places the organism in Eukaryota, Metazoa, Chordata, Actinopteri, Holocentriformes, Holocentridae.
CCUGCAGCUGUUCAUCCAACAUCUCUGUACCAUUCAACACCACAGAUAAGAUGGUAUCAUACUUUUAUAUCGGAUUGCUCGUCUGCUUGACCAGUGGACUGAUAAAUAAAGUAGACACGGCACCAGUAGCUGGGCAGUCCUGCUGUCCUUCUGGUUGGACCAAGUUUGGCUCUCGUUGUUUCAUCUACUACAACAAGGGGCUGUCUUGGAUUGAGGCAGAGAUCUACUGCGUUUCCCUCGGUGGGCAUCUGGCCUCUGUGCACAGUUCUGAUGAGCACAAUUUCCUCAGAGAGAUGAUUUACAGAGCAAGUGGCCACAACCAUAAAACCUGGAUUGGGGCUUUUGAUACAAUCAAGGAAAGUGUUUGGAUGUGGAGUGAUGGGUCUAAGUUCGAUUUCAAUAAGUGGGGCCACACAGAGCCGAACGAUCCUAAAAAGGAACGCUGUGUUGAAAUGAAUUUUAGAGUUUCUCCUAUGACAUCAGCCUUUCUUUUUGCUUUGGGCCUCUGUUUGGUCAGCGUACUGGUGACUGGAGAUGAAGAGCCCUGCUGUCCUUUUGGUUGGACCAAGUUUGGCUCUCGCUGUUUCAACUUCAACUAUAACGCGAAGACUUGGGACGACGCAGAGCGCACCUGCAUUUCCCUCGGUGGGAAUCUGGCCUCGGUGUACAGUCUGGAGGAGCUCAAUCUGCUCAAAGCUUGGAUGAAUCGAGUUACUAGCCUCUACACACAAACCUGGAUUGGGGGCCAUGAUGCAGUAAAGGAGGGUGUGUGGCUGUGGAGCGAUGGAUCAAGUUUCAACUUCACGCGGUGGGCUAAUGGGCAGCCAAACAACAGUGGAGAUGAAGACUGUGUGGAGAUAAGCUGGCGAGCAAACUCCUGGUAUGAUUCGAAGUGCACACAUAGGAAGCCUUUUAUAUGCGCCAAGAGACUGUGAUGUGCUGCCAUAUCAGCUGUGAAGACAUGAAGACAUGACUCCACCACAGCUGGAAGCUCAACUGCCAGUUACUAUUCACUUCAAAAAUCAAUCAGUUUUGGGUUUUUUUUUUUUUUUUUUUUUUUUUCAAUUCAACAAUGUUCAUUACUAAAGAAUUAUUCUGACUUUUUUUCAUGCUUUCUCUUGUACGCUCUGAGAUUACUGUUCUAACUAACAUCUGGACCAAAAGUUACUGAUAUGAAACAAAUCUAUGGAGGCCCUUUUUUGUGUUGCCUUGCAAUAGUUUGCAUUACUCUGCAAACUCUUUUGGGUUCUCACAGUAAAUUUUGCAUUUUCUUGCAACACGUUUCUACUUCCAUUCCUGGCACAGUAUGGCGCCCCAGUAUGGAUAAUCUUGUUUAAUUUAACUUUGAACUGGGCAUUAAUUCUGCUGCUCCACUGGCAUGGUUAUGUGAUUAUAGUGAAAGAAAACUAAAAUGCAUUCACAGUUCAAGAGAGCAGCUGAGCGGAAACAGACACACAGCUCGGGGAACAGAAUGGAAGUAGAAAAGUUAGUGUGAGGAUCUUGCAAAAAAAAAAAAAAAAACUCACCUUGACCCUUUGGAGGC